ACCCCAACCUAAGUCCUGGAAUCCCAUCAAGUCUCGACAAUGACCACUGUUACAAAUUUUGUGCCGUCCAACGCGAUCGCGAGUAUAUCUCUCGUUGACGCUGUGUAUGAGCCAGUUCCAGGCGGCAAGUCAGUCGCAGACCUUGAACUCAAACGAGGUGUUGCCACUUGCAAUAAGCCAUACAUUCGAUCGGAACCUGACAUCGUCUCGGAUUACAUUGACUCUGACUCCGAUGAGGACGACUUCAAAGAGACCAUAGGCCCUGAGCCACCAGCCCGAUUGCCCUCAAAACUCCCACCGCCCGGCAAGUUACACGCAAGUUUGAGACUCACUCGCCGUAUUGCAUCUGGACGAGCUGGAAUUGUAUUUGAGGCCGAGCUUGAUGAGGACGCGUCUAGUCCUAAGUUGACGACCGCCAGUUUACCACGCCUCAUCGUCAAGGUCUGUCGUCCGACGACGUACUACAGGGUAUCUCGAGAAGCAUUCUACUAUGAGGAGAUGGAAUCGCUACAAGGGAGAGUGAUACCUCGUUACUAUGGUCUCUUCCAGACAACACUCGAACCUGGGGUUAUGUUUCGGUAUUGGAAGAUGGAGAAAAUUUGGGGGGGUAACGAUGCCAAUGACUCCGAUGAAGAGGAUCAUUCUGACUUCCCCCGUUUCUUGACCGUUCUCGUUUUGGAAUACGUUAGCGAAGAGUUCUUACCUGUCGGGCGGAAACUAGAUGACAAGAUCAUCAAGGAGAUUAAAGAGAUGUUUAAAGAGCUAGCACGCCUUGGAGUUUGGCAACCGGAUAUUCGGUACGCCAACAUAUUACGGGUGCCCAACGCGGAGUCCGGCAAAGCUGGCCAAUAUCGGUGGCGUCUCGUGGACUUUGACAGGGCUCGCAAGUCAAACAUGAGUCUUGAAAGGUUUGAAAUUGAGCACGAUGAUCUUUUGGAGCCCUUGUUCGAAUGGCUACCCCGCGGCGUCAUUAGAGAUCCGUGGGCCUGCUAGUGAGGUAGUCCGCAGGUACAUACAUUUUUGAUACCGAGCCAUCGGCGUUUGCCUGCCGUUGUACUUAUAGCUCUAUUAUGGAUGAUUGUCUCAGAAAUCCUCCUCCAUCUGUAAAAUAUUCACUUAGGCAUCGAAACACAUCCCCGAAACACGCGCCAUCUUCAGUCCAUUGCUCAUAUAAUAUUUUCUAGUAUCCAGCCUACGUACUCGCGUCAUAUCUUCAUAUAAACCGACGCACAACAAUGAUCGUCCGAGCCACGUCGUAUCUUUCCAAGUUCACAAACUUGAAGAAUCCGAGUCUCUCAAACUGACCCGCGAGCUCCGGUGAACCAGAGCAGCAUAGCCUCGUUAGACAGGUUUGAUUCUGAAAUGCACGUGUAGACGGUCUCGGCGAAGACUUUGUGGUGUUUCGCCUCUAACUUGUAAACGCCUCCGCACUCAUAUUCUACACGUACUGCAGUUUAACAGGUAUAACGCGGUCAUCG
Messenger RNA from Somion occarium, 1478 nucleotides. Lineage: Eukaryota; Fungi; Basidiomycota; Agaricomycetes; Polyporales; Cerrenaceae. The record is from the annotation of a GenBank genome assembly.